UAACAUAUUAAACAAAGGAUAUUUCUCAAAGGUCUUUAUAUUCAGCAUAUGCUUCCAUCUGAUAAUCAUGAUGAUACUAUUUGUCCAGAACACACCAGAUUGCAUUUCACUGCAUGUGUAAAUGGUGACGAGUGAUGUGAGAUGUAAAUCCGGAUGUUGACUGUCGUCAGGGGGUUGGAGCUGGUAACGUCAAACUUAAACUACAUUGCGGGCUGGCAGCGGUUGUCCCUUAAGCCAGAGUGAAAGUCCACAGUAGAGUUGUGAGAGGAGCUCCGUGUCCAACCCCUCUCCCUGUGCAGACAUCAGGCCAGCAUGUCCAGUGAUCCUCCUCCUCCAUACCCUGGAGGUCCCAGUGCCCCACUCCUCGAGGAUAAAAAUGGACAACCUGCUCCUCCACAGGGACAGCCCUUGCCUCCAGAUUAUGGUCCUCCACCCUAUGAAGCCCUACAGCCAGGCUUCCUUCCUCCACAUGUCCCUGGAGAGGGGCCCAUGCCCAUGCCCCCGCCACCGCAAGGUCCACCCGGUCACUACCAUCACCCGAUGCCAGGACAUAUGGGCCCGGAUCCCAGUCAUUUUGUCCACAUGGGUGGUCACACAGCGACUGUCCUGGCUCCUCCAGGAGCAGCCACCACUCUGACUGUACUGCAGAGAGAAAUGUUCAAGACCACACCAGUGACGACUCUGUGUCCACAUUGUCAGCAGCCAAUCAUCACCCGUAUCUCACACGAUAUCGGCCUCAUGAACACACUCGCCUGCCUCUUCUGCUUUAUUGCAGGGUGUAAUCUUGGCUGCUGCUUGUUUCCCUGUAUGCUGGAUAACCUCAAGGAUGUGACACACACCUGCCCAUACUGUAAGGCCUAUAUUUGCACAUACAGACGUUUAUGCUAACCACCGGCAGCUGUGUGCCAGACAUCUACAUGCACAUACAUUACACUUUGUGCUUUUUUUACUUGCUGCUUCCCUUAAAGGUGAGCAUGGUGACUCUAUAGCUAUAGUGACUCUAUUGCUGUCACUACCUCUGUUGCAGAGAUUCAGGGAAAUGAAAAGUUGUGUUAAACAGCGUCACCAGGGCAACUGCUUAGCAUCGGAUAGUGCUCAGAAUAAACAUGAUUUCAAUUAACUCAUUUUUCAUGCUUAUUUCUGGAGAGCAAAUACAAGAUGCAGAUAGCCUGGGGUAGCCAUUUCAGCUAAGUACAUAGGAUUAUCACCUGAUCAUCAGGUCAGCUGACCUGCAUGUAUAUUCCUAUGCAGUUAGCUGUAAUGGCUACCUCACACAUCUAUAUUUUGUAUUUGUUUUCCUUCUGACUCAGAAGCAUGAAAAAUGAUUUUACUGAAUUCAUGUAUUUGUCCUGAGCACUUUUGGAGCCAGUAGAACAGAGCUCAACAGCAGCCACAACCGAUGUAUGAGCAGACAUGCGUGCGUGCAUGCCUGUCUGUAGCUACAUCUGCUAUGGCUCGCUGUUAAUAGCUGUGGAUAGGGUGCUUAAACACCAGAUGAUGGGAUGUGCAGCGUGGCAUUUUAAAAUGAGACUUUACUAGGUUUUACAAUAGGUUAGCCCUGAACUGGCUACAUAAGGUAGCCUGAACGCUGGUUAUUUACUUUAUGGUGUGAUACUGCAGCAAGCUAGUUUAUCUGGUCAUUUACUGUACUUUGAGCCCGAGGGUAUCGCAUUGCUGUUUGAAGUAAAAUACUUUAUAAAUAUAGGGACACACUACAGCUCAUUUUCAUAUUGUGAGUGCCACAUGAUCAUUGUUGUUUAUCAUUGCUGCUAUUGUGAAUGGCUUAUAGGUCUACCAAGCCAUAGUUAACAUAUGAUUUGAUCACUACGUUCAUGUGAACAGGCCAACUGAUUUUCCUGGUGAUGCCGUUAAACACAACUUAAUUUCCAUCAAUCUCUACAAUGGAAGGUAACAAUAGUAAAAUUUGUACUAACUAUAAAGUCCUUAUACUCGCUUUUAGGGGAAAUACAGCAGAUAAAAAAAAAUUCUUUAGCUCACAACCCCUCCUGCUGGUAGUGACAGGCUUUUCUCAUUUUUGCUGUGUUGUGUGGCCCUUUUAAAUUCCAAGUGUGGUUUUCUUAUUAGUUAACACAAUUACUGUAUAUAUUUUUCAGUAUUGUUCCUUCCUGUAUAGAAAUGUACAAAUCUCUCACUGAGCUAGAAGAUGUAGGGGGGCUGUUGAUAGGUGGUCGCAGAACUCUGAAAAUGGUCACUAUUUGAAUUCAUCAGUUAAUACUGUUCAGAAGCAAAUGCUAAAGUCAGAUGUGCUGGGUUAGUUUUUUUUUUUCUCUUUCAAAUAAUUUAUCCACUGUUUUAACAAGUUAAUAUUGAGAACUGUGAACAUUUGUCCAUGUGUGAUACUUUUGUUCUAACACUAACAGAGCCUAAUUGUUCCUUUUAUCAUUGUCCCUUCUUGAAUGUGAACAAAUUAACAAUUUUCACCUCAACAAAAGAGAUGCUUGCUUGUUUGGGAAAUACCCCAGGUUGAUGUUAACUUGCUGUAGUUCUUAAUCUUUUGGGCUUCAGUCAGCUGUCACAACAUGUUCAGUGCUUUCAGUUUAGCCUGUUAGGCAUCAGUGCCCUCUUUCCAUGGUGUACUUAAUUUUGAGAAUAAAGCACUUCGAAUUGAAA
Monopterus albus (swamp eel) is the source of this 2631-nucleotide messenger RNA. RefSeq names its product cell death-inducing p53 target 1 (gene cdip1). The transcript is spliced from 5 exons. The record is from RefSeq and is a predicted model, not a curated record. Gene Ontology annotation, biological process: intrinsic apoptotic signaling pathway in response to DNA damage by p53 class mediator. NCBI's taxonomy places the organism in Eukaryota, Metazoa, Chordata, Actinopteri, Synbranchiformes, Synbranchidae. Gene Ontology annotation, molecular function: zinc ion binding. Gene Ontology annotation, cellular component: cytoplasmic side of lysosomal membrane; nucleus; cytoplasmic side of late endosome membrane. The coding region runs from base 313 to 888 and encodes 191 amino acids.